Corticium candelabrum is the source of this 1082-nucleotide messenger RNA. RefSeq lists its product as uncharacterized. The record is from RefSeq and is a predicted model, not a curated record. The transcript is spliced from 2 exons. The coding region runs from base 54 to 905 and encodes 283 amino acids. Gene Ontology annotation, biological process: zinc ion transmembrane transport. Gene Ontology annotation, molecular function: zinc ion transmembrane transporter activity. Lineage: Eukaryota; Metazoa; Porifera; Homoscleromorpha; Homosclerophorida; Plakinidae. Gene Ontology annotation, cellular component: membrane.
AUUUCCGGGUGUUUCUGGCCGGUUGCUGUCGUGGAGACAAAAGGUCAAAGGCAAUGACAGACACAUGGACGAUUUUACAAUCCGUGGCAAUCGUCAGUGUUUUCUUUUGUGGCUUCUUUGGCGGCAUCCUCGCUAGGAUUGGUCAGCGUCAUGAAUUUCUAACCCAUUCACUCAACCUGGGGGCAGCAGGGGUUUUGUUGGCUGCCGGAUGCAUUCAUCUUCUUCCUGACGCAUCUGAAGAGCUCAAGAAGCUUGAUGAUUAUCCACUGGGAUCGCUACUAGCAUAUUCGACUGUCAUUCUUCUUCUUGUUGUGCACAUGCUGGCUGAAUAUAUUGCCAUCUACAGCUUGAGUAGAGACAGGACUGAUACUACAGAGCUUGUUCAGGUCGUCAGUAAACGUGACGCUGCUAUUGGUGCAGCUCUGAGCCAGCAACUGACAUCAAACAGCCCUCGACGUUGGGCAGCUGCUAUUGUCUUAGUGGUCGCUCUGGGAUUUCAUUCAUUUCUAGUCGGGGCAAGUCUUGGUGUUCAAAAAGAAGUUAAGACUGUGACGGAAAUUUUCGUACCAAUUUUGGCACACAAGUCUUUGGCUGCGGUCGCCCUAGGAAGCAGCAUUGUGAAAGCUCAUGCUCCCAAUCAUGUUUUCUACACUCUGAUUACGUUGUUUUCAUUGGCUACGCCUCUUGGUAUUGUGGCCGGUUUGGCGAUAGCUCGUUUUAGUGGGGAUCAGCUUUGGGCUGCGAUCUGUCAAGCAUUGGCCUCGGGAACAUUCAUCUAUGUUGCAGUGUUUGAGAUAAUGCCUGAUGCUCUGACUGUAAAGGAUGGUCUGAUGAGACUGCUCAUUCGAUUGUUGUGUCUGGUUGUAGGAUACGGCUUAAUGGCUGCGUUGGCAGUGUGGGUGUAAUAGUUUUAGGCUGUAGUUGAAUAGUUAGCAUACCAGUGGAUAAACUAUAAAAUCAUAAAUUUUAUUUGAUUAAAUUUUAUUACUCUGGAUUUUUUUGGUUAAUGGGUUAUGAUUUUAUUUCUAUGUUAUGAAACUAACGGGUUUUUGAAGUUUGAUUGAGGAUAAUGACGGUCAGAG